GCGGGGGGCGGGCCUUGCGUCGCCGCGGGGCAGAGCUACGGGUACCGGGUGGAGCUAGGGGCCGGGAUGUGUCUCAUCCUGGGGCCCACGGGCGUCGGGAAGACGCUGUUGGUGAAACGACUGCAAGAGCUGAGCUCCCGGGAUGGGAAGGGACACCUGGGCGAUCCUCCCCCGACGCGGCCCACGGUGGGCACUAACCUUACUGACAUCGUGGUCCAGAGAAAGAUCACCAUCCGGGAGCUAGGGGGUUGCAUGGGCCCCAUCUGGUCCAGUUACUAUGGAAACUGCCAUUCUCUCCUGUUCAUGAUGGAUGCCUCUAACCCCACCCAGCUGUCUGCAUCCUGUGUGCAACUCUUGGGUCUUCUAUCUGCAGAACAACUUGCAGAAGCAUCGGUUCUGAUACUCUUCAAUAAAAUUGACCUGCCCUGUUAUAUGACCGUAGAGGAGAUGCAGUCAUUAAUCAGGCUCCCGGACAUCAUUGCUUGCGCCAAGCAGAACAUCACCACAGCAGAAAUCAGUGCCUUGAGAGGCACUGGCUUGUCAGAGGUGUUUAGACUCCAAGCACCACAGACCUCUUUCUACUGUGGUACAAGCUGUAGCCUGUGGCGGUCUGAUACACUGAUGGUGUGACCCCUGCUGGAUGAAGCCAGUGUCACAGGAAGAACCAAGCCUAGAAUCAGAAACCAGAGAAGCAUUUCAUUGGUGCAUUUGUUACGUGAACACUCAUUGCCCCGAGAAGCCAGGAGGAUGUGGGGUUCCUGCAGGUAGGCGAGGGCUGGGAGAGGCUCCAGUGGAGCAUGGGAGGUGCUGCCGGCGAGCUCAUCACCAGGCCCUCAGGGCCAAGGCUCCCAUGUCCCGCUCGUGUCCUUUCACAGCUGGGGGAGCUUUCUGGAGAACACGUAUCGAUUGGUAUAUUUGUGUCCUAAGGCCUCUGUAACAAAUUACUACCAACUGGUGGCUUAAAGCAAUGGAAACUUAUGCUCACAGCUCUGGAGGCCAGAAGUCCAAAAUCAAGGUGUCCACAGCCUCCUUGUGGAGGCCCUGAGGGAGAAUGGAUUCUAGCUGCUGGUAGUUUUUGGCGUUCCUUGGCUUGCAGCUUGCAGACCUUGAAUCUCUGCCUCUGUCUUUGUGUGGCUGCCCAUUUUUUUCUUAUGGGGACACCUAUGAUUGGAUUUAGGGCGCUUCUUAAGAGUAAACUGGUGUGUCCUCCAGAGUAGAGGUGGCUCACCCUAACAGUGGCGGGGAUGCCCCCGACCCCUGUCUUUGGGGUCCUCCGCUGCUCUUGGGGGUCUGUUCUGGGUCCAAGCACCCUGUGUGUUGGAGCACUACACUCUCCCAUGGCCUAGCCACCCCACCCCCGGGAGCUAAAUUCAGUUCCUGAAUCUGGGAACUGACACUGCUGAGGGUGCCACUCUUCUCAAAGGACGUCUCUGCCUGUGGAUUCUUGUCAGCAUGCUUUCAUAGCAUCUGGAUAAGAACUUUCUUUAAGGGUUUGGGUUUCCCAUCAAAUCCAACACUAGGAUAACAAAGGAUAGCAUUAUGCAGCAGUGUAAUGAAAAGUAUGACGUUGUACAUAUGUUUAAAUGUGACUAGUCUGAAAAAACACUUGGCUCUGAGAGAAUCCACACGCAGGGUGUUGCGAGGCCUGUGUGUACAAGUAAGAUGGCCAGUCUGGGAUCACUGGUUUUGCCCCCACCCCCCCAAUUUUGUGCAGAUUGUUUUCCCUUUGUACAGAGAGAAACCAGCUCAGCCCUGUGGGAGGUUGGAACACACAGGAAGCUCCAUCUUUGGUCUUCAUCUCUUAAACAUCCACUUUGAGCUGAUGUACAUCCACAUCUCCUAAAGAUCCUAGGAACGAAGGGUAGGUGAGAGGUGGAAGGAUGCUGAGACGGGAGCUCCCCGAAUCGGAGCCUGGGCAGAACCCCCUCAACUGUGCUUUUUCAGUGUGAAUAAGGUGACCAGUCUGGGAUGGCUGGUUUUGCUCCCCCCGCCCCCUAUUUUGUGCAGAGUGUUUGUGUGACUGCGCAUCCCGGGCUAGGAAGGAACAGAAGCUCAGGCUUUGCUCUAUGUAGCUGUGGCCCAGCCAGAGCCCCGUCUGCCUCAGCAGCUCCCUCCGUCCCUGGAUGCUGUCGCUUCGCCCAGUUUCCGGGGGCAUGAGGGGAACCUCCUGAGAAUGCAGAUGCCAGGGAGGGAGGAGGGGUGACCAGGAUCUAAACAAAGAAGGGGCAGCAGAGAAGCAGCUCCCACGAGGCAGGGUGGUGAAGGAGGGUUGACUGGAGGAGCUCCAUUCCCACACUGGCAGAAUGUGGAUGCAGUUACCUCUCUCCAGUGGGAGGGAAAGCAGCACAGCCUGCAGUGUGGGCUUAGUGGGCAGGCCAGCAGUGGGGCACAGGAGAGGCCAUCAUGGGCCAGCUGCUUUGUCAGUAUGAGUGGAGCCAUCUGUCCUCAGAGCCCGGCACUGGGCACUUGCGGGGAGGAUGUGGAAGGGCCAGGCUGCCCUUAUCCUCCGGGUUCGCUCCUCCCGGUGACACGGAGCAAAGCAGAGGCCUGGUCUAAAAUGCUGCGGCAGAGCAUAGUCAAAGGCUGACAGUGCUAGGGUGCAGAGGGAAGCCCGUGCCUGCCACUGGGGACAGGUGGCUGGUCACCAGGGCAAAAGGAGAGGGCCCAGGAGGAGGACCGAAAGUAUGGGGUGUGAUGGUGUGACUGUGGGGCUGUCUACAUCUGAGUGGGUGCAUGUGUACACAGAUGUGCAUGUGUAUGUGUCCAGAUGAUGGGGGUUUGUGCACGAGUGUACGUAGGUGAGUGUGCAUGUGUGAUUCUGUCUGGAAUGUGUGUGCAUGUGUAUGUCUGAGUGUACUUGGAGUGUAUGUGUGGCAGAUGUACUACGUGUGAUAAGAUGGUGCAUGUAUAUGAGUGUUGAGUGUGAGCACAUGUGUGUGUUUGGAUAUGGUAUGUGCAUGUGUGGGUGUAUCUGAGGUAUGCAUGUAUGUGUGUGUGUGUUUAGGGGUGGUGUGUGGCACAGGGGUACCAGGAAAGCCAAGGCACGUCCUCCUAACAACUAAGCAUCCGGCGUCAGCUGACUGCAGAGACAACAUUCCCUGUUAACUGGGCGGCCAUAUGCUGUCUGCUUACCCAGCCCUGGCCCCUCCCCCACAGUCCCUGCUGAAAGUUUUUCCCUGUUUGAUUUUGCGUAUUCCCAUCCAGGAGCAAGGUACACCUCUCCUUUUAGACCAGGGUUGCUCAGCAUCAGCACUGCUGACAGUGUGGGCUGGAUCAUUCUGUUGUGGGACCGUCCUGUGUACCGUAGGAUAUUUAGCAGCAUCCCCGGCCUCCAUGCACUAGAUGCCGGAGCACCCAAAACGUCUCCAGACUGCCCCCUGGCAACAAGACUGCCUGUUAAGAACCUCUGUGUUCUGUAAAUCUUUCCUGUUCCCUGCUAGUUUGUAGUUUCCUUCAUCCACGUUAACAUUUCUUGACAAAUUUACUUCUAUAUUAAAAAUUGUCACUAUUCUGAAUGAAACCCACAAUUCA
Molecule: messenger RNA, 3531 nt
Organism: Equus caballus (horse)
Lineage: Eukaryota; Metazoa; Chordata; Mammalia; Perissodactyla; Equidae
Source: RefSeq, a predicted model, not a curated record